AUGCCAGUUCCUGCGGAUCCUGCAUCCACUCAUGGCACACCGCGCGGGCUGCCGCUUCCUGUGCACGAGACUCCUGCUUUCUUGAGUGAGAAGCAGCUGCACAACAUCGUCAAGACCCAGUUCCAGAAGAGUUCCGAAGCUGCGCUGGCGGAUCCUCUGGUAUGGGGCGAUUUCCGUGAUGCUUUGGACAUCCUUGUCAAGAGUGACACUCCCUACUCCGCGCCGCGGGUGUAUGAGGACCCGAUCAGAGGUACUGAGUUUCUGGGAGGUGUCUUCCGGCACUUGGCCGUAGAGUAUGGCGAGUCCACUCCCAUUGACAGCGCUGCGAUCAAAGAUUGCGAUCCGGCGGCGCACAACUUGACUGAGUCGCAGGCCUACGACUGGGCCUGCCCAAUCCACUGUGCGGGAGGCACUUACUUCGCGGAGGCCGCCAAGUCGUGUCUGUGCGAGUGCCUUGGCGAAGAUCCCGCCACUUUCCUUGGCCUGGCGCUGGUCGUCUUGAGCGUGCGGGUCAGCGACGCCGAUGAAGACUUCCACGCGACUUGCCAGUUAGCCUAG
Messenger RNA from Symbiodinium natans, 558 nucleotides. The record is from the annotation of a GenBank genome assembly. Lineage: Eukaryota; Dinophyceae; Suessiales; Symbiodiniaceae.